Messenger RNA from Phragmites australis (common reed), 1606 nucleotides. Its product is annotated as UDP-rhamnose/UDP-galactose transporter 5-like. Gene Ontology annotation, cellular component: Golgi apparatus. The transcript is spliced from 6 exons. Gene Ontology annotation, molecular function: antiporter activity; UDP-galactose transmembrane transporter activity. Lineage: Eukaryota; Viridiplantae; Streptophyta; Magnoliopsida; Poales; Poaceae. Bases 246 to 1244 code for a protein of 332 amino acids. The record is from RefSeq and is a predicted model, not a curated record.
UAGUCCCGAGGCACAUAGGGGCAGAUCUGGGAUUGAGAGGCAGUUGUCAUCGUUGCAAGAAGAAGGGCAAGGAAAGGGCACUCACAGAACACCCCAAGGGAUCCAUCGUUUCGAGCCAAUCGAGCGCGGAGAGCCGGAGGGAGAGGUCCGCGUCCCAAUUCAAGCAUGGAUUCCUGGGUCUAAUGGCAUUGGUUUCUUGGGGAUUGUAGUUCAGCAAGCAUUGAAUUGAAAUCGUGAAAAUAGAGAUGACUUCUCUAAAGAAAUCUGACAAGAAAGCUGUCCUAGAUUUUGCAGCAUGGAGUUUCAAUGUUACUACUUCUGUUGGAAUCAUCAUGGUCAACAAAGCUCUAAUGGCUACAUAUGGAUUUAGUUUUGCCACAACAUUAACUGGGCUUCAUUUUGUGACAACCACCUUGAUGACUAUCGUAUUUCGGUGGUUAGGCCUGAGCCAGCCCUCCCACUUACCGCUGUCGGAUCUGAUUAAAUUUGUGAUCUUUUCAAAUUUGUCAAUUGUUGGGAUGAACGUGAGCUUAAUGUGGAACUCUGUGGGUUUUUAUCAGAUAGCAAAGUUAUGCAUGAUACCUGCAUCAUGUCUUCUGGAGGUUGUCUUUGAUCAUGUACAUUAUUCCCGGGACACAAAGCUGAGCAUAAUGGUUGUGCUUAUAGGUGUUGCAGUCUGUACGGUUACUGAUGUCAGUGUGAAUGCAAGAGGUUUAAUUGCGGCUGUUAUAGCUGUUUGGAGCACAGCUUUGCAACAAUACUACGUUCAUUUUCUCCAAAGGAAGUACUCACUGAACUCAUUCAAUCUCCUGGGCCACACUGCUCCAGCCCAAGCAGGAUCCCUCUUGCUAGUGGGUCCAUUCGUAGAUUUCUUGUUGACAGGCAAAAGGGUGGAUCACUUCAAUUUCUCAUCUCUUGCUCUGUUUUUCCUCACACUCUCAUGCUUCAUUGCCAUUGGCGUUAAUCUGAGCCAAUUCAUCUGCAUUGGGCGGUUUUCUGCUGUAUCCUUCCAAGUCCUGGGCCACAUGAAGACUGUGCUUGUUCUGUCCCUUGGGUUUAUCUUCUUUGGCAAGGAGGGUUUGAAUCUUCAAGUAGUCCUCGGGAUGAUCCUCGCUAUUCUUGGAAUGAUAUGGUAUGGGAACGCAUCAGCUAAACCAGGUGGCAAAGAGCGGCGUAGUGUCCUGCCAGUGAGGUCUGCGAGUCUCAAGGGAAAUUCAGAAGAAAAAAUUGGUGCCGAGAAAUAGUCUUGCUAUCUCACUGCAACAGAGAUUAGCAUUUUUUUUCCCCUGUGAGAUCAAUUUCUGGUGAUGCAAGUAUCACAAAAGUGGAAGGUCUUAUGUUUACAGCAGAAGCUGAACUCACCCCUUCUAGAAACUCAGCAUUGUUAUAGUCACAGGUAUACAGUACAACCUCAUUGUUGGUUCUCCGAAACAUAUGUCGCGAGGGGAAUGACGGUUUUUUGCUAGGCUUCAAGACAGUUUUAUUGAAUAUAGUGUAAUUGUUUGCAAAACAUAGCCUUUUGUAUUUUGGGCGACUUUGUGCUGAGAACCGUCUGAAGUUGUUGACUUGCAGUAACAAAGAUUGAAACUGUAGGUUUUGAACUGUC